AGCCAGCUGCGCCAGGAAGAAUGCACGUGCUACUCCGCGCAGUUCAAGAGCAAGAUGGCAUCCUCCGUGUGUCGGUGCUACGAGCUGGUUGGCAGACGGGCUUUGGCCCUCUGCUCUCGGCCUCUGGUGUCCUCAGCAUGGAGAGGAGAUGUCUACAGGAUACAUGGGAGCCCAGCUGCAGCUGUGCAGGUGCGAUAUUCUUCAGGACGGAAAGGUUUCCUGGGAGAAUUCGUGGACAGCCUGCGUCAGGAGCUCAGUAAGAAUCAGGAGAUGAAAGAUAACAUAAAGAAGUUCAGAGAAGAGGCCAAGAGGCUGGAGGAGUCUGAUGCACUCCAACAAGCCCGCAAGAAAUAUAAAACAAUAGAGGCUGAAACAGUGAAGACUUCAGAGGUGUUUAAGAAGACGUUUGGCUCCCUGUCAGACACUGUCAAGGAGGGCCUCGAGGAGGUGAGUCGUACUGACAUCGGGAAGAAGAUAAAAGAAGGUGUGGAGGGGGCAGCGAGGUCAGCCAUCCACUCCGCUGAGAGCGUCUCCAAGGGAGGAGAAAAAUUGGGCAAAACUGGUGCAUUCAGGGCCAUCUCACAGGGCGUGGAGACCAUGAAGAAGGAGAUAGACGUUGGUGAUGCUGGCCCUUACAGAGCUCCAUCACAGCUGAGGAAGAGAAGUGAUUUCUCCUCAAAGGGAUCCGAUAAUGACUCCAGAGUGUUUGAGGCCGAUGAAGAGGCUAUGGGUGUCGUUCUCCACAAGGAUUCAAAGUGGUUUCAGCAGUGGAAGGACUUCAAGGACAACAACGUAGUUUUUAACAGGUUCUUUGAGAUGAAAAUGAAGUAUGAUGAAAGUGACAACUCUCUCAUCAGAGCGUCCCGAGCUGUAACUGACAAAGUCACAGACUUCUUAGGCGGUCUGUUCUCUAAAACAGAAAUGUCUGAGGUGCUGACAGAGAUUGUGAAGGCAGACCCUUCCUUCGACAAAGACUCUUUUCUCAAACAGUGUGAGAAAGACAUCAUCCCAAACAUACUUGAGGCUAUGAUCCGGGGAGAGCUGGAUGUCUUGAAAGACUGGUGUUAUGAAGCUACGUACAGUCAGCUGGCUCACCCCAUCCAGCAGGCCAGAGCGCUCGGGCUCCUCUUCCAGUCUCAAAUCCUCGACAUUGAUAACAUUGAUCUGGCGAUGGGUAAGAUGAUGGACCAGGGCCCUGUGCUCAUCAUCACCUUCCAGGCUCAGGUCGUCAUGGUGAUCCGCAGCCCCAAAGGAGAGAUAGUGGAGGGAGAUCCGGGUAAGGUGAUGAGGAUGAUGUACGUUUGGGCGCUGUGUCGUGACCAGGAGGAGCUGAACCCCAACGCGGCUUGGAGACUUCUGGACAUAUCCGCCUCCAGCACUGAGCAAGCACUCUAGGUGAAGGAGGAGGAGGAGGUAUGCAGGUAGAAAAGAUCAAAUGGGACUUAAACGAACUGUGAGGAGAGCAGAAGAUCCGUGGAUGUGCCUGGAACGCCUGCAUGAACUGACUCAUGUGUACAUUAACAACGAAAGGAGCGGUGCAAACAUACUCCUGUGUUACACCAUAGACUGUAUCACACACUCACAUCUCCUAAAGCUAAGAUUUAUGUGCACAUGUAUAGGUUUUGAAAUUAUACAUGAACAUACAGAUAUACUUCCAGAUAUAUCUAUAGAAUACUGUGCGUCCAUCAAUAAGAGUGUGAAGUCCCUUGCACUUGUUAUAUCAGUGUUUGGGUUCCCAGAACAUUAACAUGAGUUCUCAAGUGGAUGGGACCAGCUUUUUCUCUGUGUGUCUGAUAGAAGAUCCUCCAUUUCCCUCCAUUUUUGAUCAAAUGGUACAGCUCAUCUCUGCAAACCAGACCGCUAAAUCCAAGAAGAUCUGUGGAAAGAAAGGACUAAGCAGCUGUGACUUGACCUGUUGUUCCCAAGAGCUACAUCUGAAGGCAGAAACUUGGAUGCUUACCUCUCUUUGACAAAUAGUGUUAACUAAAAAAUGUUCUUCUGCAGCAACUAACACAGCCAAAGGGGCAAAAGAUGUUGUAAAUCAAAGUAAAUGGAUCCCAGGCUUGGACACAUCUUGGUUAUUUAGUUGUCACAAAAAGUGUACUCUUGCUUUUGCUCUCUAUAGAGCCUUCUUAAAGCUGGGGUGUGCAACUUUAAGAAAGAGAAACAGUAAGCCAGAAUUUGGAGGUAACCAACCACAGUCAUUCCAAGUCAGUUUACCCAAAACAUAAACGUGUCUGACAUGGGACUUCCACCAGAUCCGUGUCAGGUCCAUCUCCGAUCCGCUGCGGUCCAGCUCCAUGCUCUCUCGUCCGUCAACACCAUAGACUAUAUAAAAUACAGUCAACACUCACCGUCUGCAGCACAGAGCAGGACCAUGGAACAGCUGGAGUCAUGUGACCGAGGCUUUCCCACAGUAAUCAAUGUAUCAAGGAUUCUCCUCCUCCUUUUCUCGUCCAUGUUGUCUUUAUCGGCCUCUGAAAACCUCUGACUUGAUGACUCCAGGCCUGCCUCUGCUCUAAAUGACAUUUUGUUGUCAUAGUUAAGUUAAAAACAACCUAACUAUAACACGGAGUGUUUUAUUCUGAAAAUUAACCAGAUUUUUAUUUUGUUUUGGUGCCUGACUUCCUGUCCCGCUCCAUCUCCUCUGUGGUGAAUUGAUGCGUCGUGCUCCGGCAUCCGGCAAAGUCUUGCGUAUCUGAUCCGUUGCGUUUCGACCUGCCGGAUCAGAGACGCAGCCGGAACGCAAUGGAACAGAUCCAGUGGGGUUUAACAGACUGACUAGAAUAGAAACCUAUCAGACCCGGUGCCGUGACGGUUCGGAGACGGACCAGACACGCAACUGGUGGAAUUUGGCCUUAACACUUCUCUCUGCCAAUCCUGUGCAACUAGCUCCAGCUGCAGAAGUCUCCACUCGUGCUUUGAGUGUAGAGGCAGAAUGCAUACAGGCAUGUAGGAAGGUAGUCAAAUAGGCCCUCCAAUCAUUCAAUUUGGUUUGGUUGAAAUGAUUGGACAGUCUUACUGAUACAGACACCAGAUCUUCCUUAUUUUGCAGAGCAUUUUCCUUAUUUGAAUCUUUUGGGAUCUGCAGAGAAUUCUACAAAUAAAAAAAAAGAAAAGUGCAUCCCCUAGAUUUAAAUGAAUCAACAUGACCCAUAAUUCUUUUAAUUAAAGUUGGGCUGAAGACUUGAAGACAACAGUCAGUUGUGGUGGUUCCCACUGUCCACUGCUGGAAACACAAGUAUACUUAUAAGUUUAAUACACUUUUUUUUGUUAUCCAUUUUGUAGGAUCCAUGCUGUCAAAUAUCAUGUAGCUCAAAGCUGCAAACACACAACAACAACAUGAGAAACCACAAACAGCUGGGGAGAACAUGUACCUGUAUUUGUAACUGCAGUAAGUUUUCAAACGCAGCACAUUUCCUCAAGUUGCACUGAGCGUCCAGUAACUGUACAUACUUGUACUGUAAGAAGAAUUGUAAUGUACCUUAAUUUUUUUUGUAAAUACAUCAGAUGUUGAGUUCUGCUGCUUUUUAAGCUUGGUUGGGACCACCUUCAACAAUGUCACCAUGACAGCUUUGUUGUUCAAGGAUCAUCUGUCAGGUCAUGUUUCACAUCGUUCAGAUGUUCGUUGUACUGAAAUGUUUGUUUACUUUUCUGUGUGUGGUUUUACGAGGAGAAGGUGCGGAGGAUAAAAAGUUGAAUGAAUGAGUCUUUAACUGUAAAUGUUGAGUUUUAUUGACAUUUAUACUGUGAGACCAUGAAGGUACUUAAAUCCACUAAAGAUUGAACACAUUUACUCAUAUCUGUUGACCUUUUAAAGUAACCUACAGAAAUGCCAACGUUAGUGAAAGAGCGGUUGAGGCCUUCAGGAUAACUAAAGUGACUGAGCUUUAAGCAUGUUUUUUAUUUAUGAAAGUUAUAUUUACACAUAUACAGCCGGGGGAGUGAUUAGAGAUGGUUGGAUACUCACAAGAGUUCAUUACCUCCCAGCUUAUGUAUCAUUCUCUAUGUCAUGAGUCUCUGCUGUUUGCUGAUAAUGCAAAACCUGUUGUAUUUUCAGAAACAGCGAUCAGUCAAACAGACCUCCUGUGCUUCAUUUAGGGUAACACCAUUAACUUUGCUCCUUUGAACAUAAGACUCAAAAACUUGUCAUGUGGACCAUCGAUAAGCAAUGAACCUGUGAACAUAUGACCAUCUGAAUUGAAAUAAAAUGAAAAUAAUUAA
Messenger RNA from Notolabrus celidotus (New Zealand spotty), 4224 nucleotides. RefSeq names its product mitochondrial import inner membrane translocase subunit TIM44-like. Gene Ontology annotation, cellular component: mitochondrial inner membrane. Bases 55 to 1395 code for a protein of 446 amino acids. Lineage: Eukaryota; Metazoa; Chordata; Actinopteri; Labriformes; Labridae. The transcript is spliced from 13 exons. The record is from RefSeq and is a predicted model, not a curated record. Gene Ontology annotation, biological process: protein import into mitochondrial matrix. Gene Ontology annotation, molecular function: protein-folding chaperone binding.